AUGGCCAGUGCUACCAUGGACCGCUCAGAGCUCUCGUCCCGCAUCAUCCCCGUGAUGAGCCUCUCCGAGGCAACCUCACCACUCACAAGACCCGACACUGCCCUCGACGCCCUGUCCUCCCCCGCCCACCGCGCCGCCGCUCGCUUCCGUGUCAGCGGCAAUGCCAUCGUGACCGGCGGCGCGGGCGAUCUAGGCUUCGCGGCCUGCCGAGCGCUGCUAGACCACGGCCUCUCCGGGCUCGUCAUCUUCGACCUCGACCCGAUCUCUGGCGCCGCCCGGGUAGCACAGCUGCAGGACGAAUACGCUGCCACCGUCCCCGCAGAGAUGAUCAGCUUCGCCAGGGUCAAUGUCACCGACGCGGCGGACGUGGCCGACAACGUGGGCAGAGUCGCCGACAAGCUGGGCAGCGUGGACGUGCUCCUCGCUUUUGCCGGGGUGGCGUCUUGCGCGCACGCCCUGGAACUGCCGGCGCUCGAGUGGCGGCGGGUGUUUGACAUCAACACCACGGGCUCCUUCUUGUGCGCCCAGGCCGUGGCGAAAGUCCAGGCGGAGCGGGUCAAGAAGCCCGCGAGUAUCGUCCUGGUGUCGUCAAUCUCUGGGCACGCGGUCAACUUCCCGCAGCCGCAGGCCGCCUACAACGCGUCCAAGGCGGCGGUGCGGGCGAUGGCGAGGUCGCUGGCCGCCGAGUGGGCGCGGUACGGCGUGCGGGUCAAUACUAUCAGCCCGGGCUACAUGGACACGAUUUUGAAUGAGGGGGACGGGUUAAAGGUUGCCAGGGAUACGUGGUGCGAGAGAAACCCCAUGGGACGCAUGGGUGUGCCCGAGGAGCUGUGCGGUGCAGUGGUCCUGCUUGCGAGUCGCGCGGCCGGAUAUAUGACUGGGGCGGAUAUUGUCAUCGAUGGGGGGCAGACCCUGUUCUGA
This is a messenger RNA of Microdochium trichocladiopsis, 921 nucleotides long. RefSeq lists its product as uncharacterized. Gene Ontology annotation, molecular function: oxidoreductase activity, acting on NAD(P)H, oxygen as acceptor. The record is from RefSeq and is a predicted model, not a curated record. The transcript has 2 exons. Bases 1 to 921 code for a protein of 306 amino acids. Gene Ontology annotation, cellular component: intracellular anatomical structure. NCBI's taxonomy places the organism in Eukaryota, Fungi, Ascomycota, Sordariomycetes, Xylariales, Microdochiaceae.